Momordica charantia (bitter melon) is the source of this 1786-nucleotide messenger RNA. Its product is annotated as protein LEAD-SENSITIVE 1. Lineage: Eukaryota; Viridiplantae; Streptophyta; Magnoliopsida; Cucurbitales; Cucurbitaceae. The record is from RefSeq and is a predicted model, not a curated record.
UUUGGGUCAUUAUUUACAAUUUCCAUCGUUUCUUCUGCUUGAGAGGUUCAUAAUUUGGCGUGGUGACUGUGGGGUGGUAGGGAGUUGGAUUGGUGAGAGUGGCAAUUGAUUGAAGCAGACCCAGAUUGCAGAGGGAUCAGGCGAAGAGAGCAAAUGGGUUUUGUGAGCAAUCGAGUGGGCAAAAGUAAGAUCAAACCUGGUGACCACAUUUACACCUACAGAGCUGCCUUCACUUAUUCCCAUCAUGUGGAAAGUCCUCUGCCAAAGUAAGCCUUAGCCAUGGAAUCCAAGAGCUUGUGAGGUACCUUCCUUAGGUUCUUUUACCUCUCUUUCCCAUCAAGCCUCUUCAAGGAAGCUAGCUCAAGACCCUCUGAUGGAUCAAGACGACUGACUGACCAAAGGGGGYGAAAGGAUGGAUCACCUGCCGAUCUGUGAUCAAACAAAACUAUACCUGAAGAAUGGGAUACAGAUUGACCAGCACAAAAGCCAUCUCUAUCAAUCUGAAAGUUUACGCAGGUGGAUACCAGGUGAUUCAUUUUACAGCUGAGAUGAAUUUGAAAUCAACAACUGCCAGUGCCACAUCUUCUGGUUUCUGUUCUUCAAGUAAAAGCAUUCCAUCAUUAUCCUGUCCAAACAUCCUCAGCAUCCCCCAUUGUGGAAUCAGGCAGCCGGGCAGUGGUGUGGUCCUUUCUUGUCUGGACUGCUGUCUCGGCAACGGCUCCCUUUACUGCUUUGAUUAUGGAGUCUCCUCACUAGUUCUCCUUUCGAGGGUACGAGGCGGCACUUGCACCACUGCGAAAUCCGACCGAUCGAAUAAGGUUCUCCACAGAGCAAUGUACCUUCUUCUAAAUGGAUUUGGGGAGUACGAUGUGUUUGCAAACAACUGUGAGGAUUUUGGUUUAUACUGCAAAACGGGUGUUCUGAUAAGAGACAAUCGUGGGGUUGGGAGAAGUGGUCAAGCUUCUUCUGUCUUUGGUGCUCCCAUGGCUGUCAUGUUUUCCUCUCCUCUGAAGUUGCUAAUGUCGUCAAGUUCUGUUGGUAUGGCUGUGACAGCUGCUGGAUGGUACAAUUGUAUAAGAUAUGCAAAUGACAUUGGUGUUCGAACUGAUGUGAUUAAGGUGGAAGUGGAGGACUUGCCGGUUUAUCUCAAUAAAAGCAGUUCAGAUCAAAUGGAAGCAAAGAAAAUGGAUGAUUUUGAGAGAGCGUUUAGAGCAUCUAAGCAAGUAACAUUGAAAGAGGGUAGCUAGACCUCUGAUUUUGAUUCAUUUUGGUUUCUAUAUUUUUAAAAUUACCACUGUUUCGAUCCAUAAACUCGAGAAAAGUGAACCGUGCUCGUCCAAGGAGGGAGUUUGCUUUACCCAACUCUCUUUUUGAUAACAAGGCAGAACCCCCCGACCCAACAUUCAUUAGUUUCGAAUGAAGAAUGAAGAGUGCCCUGUCCUUGCAAGCAUCUACUCCUAUCAAAAUGAAAAGCGUGAUUUUACUAAACAAGCAAGAAAAUCCCUUUCUAUUAGUAAAGGGCUUUAGGCUUUACUAAUAACAUAGAAGGUAAGACCGGCUUUUGAGCUGAAGCUUUACAACAAUAGAGCUUAGAUAGGGUCCUUUCUUAUUAUUAGUAAGAUAGGUUGUUUGAGCGUAUUUUUUGCCCUUUCUUAUUAUUAAUAAGGUUUUUACGGUCUCGAAGAUUCGAGCUUUAGAUUUUGAGAAAACGAUUGAAAUCUCACACGAACGAUUUUUCGUUCUAAAUUUGAGAACACUAGAGUCAAAAAGAGAGUCUGAUGCUUUC